AUGGAGGAGGAAAAGAGUGCUGGUGAGCAGCGCGGAGGGUUGCCAGAAAAUGCCGAGGGUGAGCCGGUGGGCACAGAAGUUGAGAUUAAGAUUCCCUCACUGAAGGAAAAUGGAAACGAAGGGGAGAAGUACCCUGACGUUGCUACUACUACUACUGAGCCUGUUUUGGUGGAGCAUGACGUUGGACAACGCAGCAAACAGUUGGAAUUAAAGAAUGAGGACGAAGACCCUGCUUCUACGAAUCAACUUAAUGUUGCUCCUGAUCACUAUGAGUCCUUAGACACCAAGAAUGAUAAGGAGAAUGAACCAGGAAAUUCGUCACAGGUAGAAAAUUGUAGUGAACUUGUUAAAGAAGAGGAAAUAAUAUCAGAAGGAAAUCUUGUAGUAGAUGCAUCCUUGAAGCCAGAAAAGUCGGUCUCACCUAGCCCAGUGCUAAAGGAUGUGUCGAACAAAUCCAUCUUUGAUCCACCUGCAUCCGAGGGAGAUGAUUCCGGGACAGAGGAAGAGCAAGCUGCUUUUAUGAAGGAGCUCGAAAAUUUCUUCAGGGAGAGGAGCUUGGAGUUCAAGCCACCUAAAUUUUAUGGAGAAGGGUUGAAUUGUUUGAAGUAAGUUGUGCUAUUUUAUAUUUUUUUUCCUUCUCUACUGACAUCAUUUCUUACAUUGCUUUAUCUGUAUUCAUCCUACAAACUAGUUUGGAAUGAAGAGCGUUUUUUAAAACUAAAUUGAUCAUUUCUUUCACACUUUAUUGGCAACAGGUUAUGGAGAGCAGUUACUAGACUGGGUGGCUAUGAACAGGUGUGCUCAUUCGGUUAUUCCUGCAGUUCCUGCCGCAUUACAUCUUGUAUACUAGUAUCUUUGAUGUUAUUUUUUUUUUGGGUUCUACCAUCAAAAUUGUUAAUUUUGCAGCCAGAGUUCUUAAAGCAUUCGUUGUAGUGUCUGAGAUAUGAACGAAUUAUUGAUGCCUGUAUGCACGAAAACCUUCAUUCAUCAGCAUACCUAUUGACUGUCGGCCCUUGAGUUUCACCGCCUCUUUUUCCAUUUCCUGCUAGAACAAGGUUGAAAUACCGAAGAUGCCAAACCCCAAAUCUUGUGGAGCUCCUCCUAAGCCCAACUAAUUAAUAAAUAUGUAAUGGAGAGAACUGUAGGUUAUUCGGCCCUUUCUUCAUGGAAUUUGUAGGUAAUUCCUCAGAUUUUAUUCACCAUGGUUAGUUCGCACUAGAGAGGGGACUAUUUCACUUUAGUUCCUUAUGUGGCUGUUUUUUUUUGUAGCGGUUCUUCCAUUUGUAGCCCUACCCUCGUUGACUGUUAUAGAUUCUUUCUUUAAAUGUCCAAGUGAUGUGCAUGGCGUUGUUAUUAAAAUUACAUACUGUAAUUGCUCGCUGUCCCCAUAUCAAUGAUUCACUGAUUACGAUCCAGUUGGUACACAGUGACCUUCAUAGUUGUUUAGUUUUUCGUCUUUUUUCAUUAAUUACGUGUCAUUCUAUGAAAUUAAGUUGUGAUCUUGAAAUAAGAGGCUGCUCUGCAGGGAGAGCAUGUUCUCUCACACCUCAGUGUAUUAAAUAACUAAUAAAGAUUAUAAAUUGGAAGGCCCCAGGAAGAAAGUCAAUCAAUGUUUUUAUUAGGGACUGACGGCAGGGCUGUUAUUUUUAUUCUUUUGCGAGACUUGGUUUUACUUUCAAUGGGGGAGAGGUCUAUGAACUAUAUCUGUUCUCAUUCUUACACACUGUAUCCGUGUCUGUCUGUUCCAAUUCUUAUGUACGGGCUGUGCUGUGCACCAAAAAGGACUUGACUAAUCGGUCGCCAUUUUUUUUUUCUUUGGGCAGUGACUGAAAAUUAUAAUCAAGAUUACUAAGAACUUUCCCAAUUGUAUUCGAACAUUCCCGUGGCCUCACUGCUUGUUUUCUCCCUCAUGAGAGAUAUUUCUUUCUUCAUUUUCCAGUAGCUUUCUGUAAUUUUUGCACAGUCAGGAUAUCAAUGUGUAUGAGUAGUGGUCGAUCUGUGUGUUUGGCUGAUAUUCAUUUGACUUAGAAUGAGUAAAAAUAUUUUUGUGGUCAUCUUGUCCGAAGGAGCAUUUUCACACGUAUUGUAAAUGCAUCCCUCUCGAGUUGCAUGCCUCCCUGCCAUUUCUUAGACUAUAGCGCUGUAACAUGACCAGUAAAAUUUCUUAGCCUUAGGGGUGGGUUGAGGACGUUCUUUUCAUCCAGGACAGGUUUGAAGCCAUGUUUGGAGAUUUUCCUGCUUUUUCAAGCUCUCUCGCGUCUCGUUCUGAUAUCUAGCGAAUGUGCUUCUUAUUCGUGCAUUAAUUUUCAUGAUAUAUCUCUAUAUGCAGGUGACAUCAUGCAAAUUAUGGCGCCAAGUGGGAGAAUCGUUCAAGCCUCCAAAGUAAUUGAUCUUUUAUAUUAAUUAAUCGUCUGAAUAUUGAGAUCAUUAGUUCUUUGCCAUUUAGUGUUAUCAAAAUAAAUGCUAUUUCUUGCAUUCAAUUGAAGUUUCUGUGUCUAAGCAUGAGGUGACAAAAACGUGCUAUAAUAAGAUAUCUUGCUCAUGAGCAAGCAUCUUACUAGUUAUAGAUGGUACGUAAUGCUUCUGUAUUGGCCUUGUGAUGAUACUAUAGGGAAUUAUGGCUUCACGUUUAUCAAUAAUAAAAAAGGGAGCCUUGUAGAAUUGAGUGAUUCGGUAUAUUGCUUUAGUUUUUUCACAUUCUUUUGAAGAUUUUUCAUGACAUUUUGAUGCUUUCUAUAUUUAAAUUUCGACAUUAAAGCCUUGUCACAUCGUGUGCCUAUAUGUCGGUUCUUCAUUACCAUGUAAAAUAGACCUUUUGAUGUCGUCCAUGUAAAGAGAAAUUCCAGAAAAUUUGACAAAUAUCACUUUAUAGUAGGUAAGCUCAGUCACUCACAAACCUUGAAAACCGAGCUGAACCUGUCUAUCUGGUGGCGAAAAAAAUCCGUUGUUUAUCAAAGAGGAUAUAAUUACGAAUAUUUUUCAAUAAAAUGAGCCUAUUCAGGGUCUAGUUGCUGUCAUUGCCGCUGACUUUCUUCUCUGACGGACAGAUCAAAAUGCUGCCACUGUCACAAUUAUGGGCGGUUCUGACAACCAUUGUUGUGAUUGCAUUUGUGCAGAAAAAGUGCUUGGAAUUACGCUUGUGAUUGGGUUAGUAGCACCGAUCUUUAGCGGACUGGUCCUAUACCUGAUCCUGAGCUGGGACACUUAAUGCCUUAAUUGCCACUUUUGGUGAAAUUUUAAUAUCAGAUGCGUUCUGCAACGGUAGAUGAAUGUGUAAUAGUGUGGAAGACACGCAUGUUUUUCUUUUGGGAUGCCAGUCUUUUUAUCAGAGCAUUUCAGACCUGAAUAACUGGUCAUUUAUUUGAAUAAAACACUUGCCAUCAAAUUGGCACUCGGCUGAAAAUACGCAUCUGGCAUGCUGAGAAGCCAAAGGUGAUUGAUACUAUAGGAUUUGCGCUGGUAUUACUGCUUUGUGGCCUGUACAAAAUAUAAUGAAAGCAAGCAAAAGUCACCCUAGCCAUUUUCGGCAUCUUAUUCACUUGGGGUCUAUGAGUCGACCACCUAAAUUACUGUUUUUUUUUUCAUUUAUUUAUUUUUGCUGCUAAUUCAUACACUGCCACUAUGUGCAGGACAUGCACCACUGUGUCAUGGUCGUUUCGAUGCUUCUAUGAGAAGGUAGUAGGACGGAAGCUUCUUCAUGCAUUGGUCGUUUUCAAAAGUCAUUGUAAACACAUUCAUUUGUUCUUCGAUUUGAGCUCUGGAUAAUGCUCUCUGAUAAUUUUUAUUUAUAUGCUGUUUUUUCAUGAAAAUCUGUUGUCAUAUGAUCAACAGCUUUCCUCCUCGUUUAGUUUUUAUUUAGGGUGAAUAGUUUUAGUUGAAUAUACUAAAUCUCCAGUAUAUCAUCAGGCGCUUCUGGAAUACGAGAAACAUAAAAUUCGCAGUGGUGAGCUUCAAGUGCCUAUUUCUUCUCUUGCAGAGCCCAUGGCUGUUGAUAAUCAAGUAAGUAAGCUUUGUUCCUCUUUCUAAGAAUGGCGUGAACUAUUUGUGAAUGCCAUAAAUUCUUCUGACGUGAUCUAGAUUCCUUGCAUAUACAUAAAUUCUCCUUGAUUAGUACUGAACAAUUCAACAACGUAUUUUUCACCAUGAUUAUGACCCACUUUUUUAUUUUCAGUGAUUUUCGUUCGCUUACUCUAAUCUUUUUCUUUAAUUUACUGUGCUCAUCCAAAACCCAUUUGAACUGGUAGUUAAUCGUUAGCCACUUCCUCCAAUUGGCCUAUUAAUUGUUUUUUUUUUUUUCUUUACAUCUGCGUCAUGUUCUUACUCUUAAUUAUUUUAGUUUGACCCCUUGCAUAUUCUCAUUGCCUUCCCAAUGAACGAUGAUGGAGACCUGAAAUGAUUUUCUGAUCCACCCAAAACCACAGCGAAGUCAGCUCUUAGCUAAAAUUUCUCUAAUCUGUACAAACUUCACACAUUUUCUUACCUACUUCCGGAAGAUUAUCAAUGGAACCUGGCUAAAAGAAGGCCCGCCUGCUCUUCUACACUUUUCUCGAAAUGAAAGGGAUCACUUUGUUGAAACAUGCUUAUCCGUCAUUGCUAUGGGAAAUCUUUUGCAGGUGGGCAAUGUUCAGGCGUCAGGGUCGGGCAGGCAGAGGAGGGAUGCUGCUGCCCGGGCGAUGCAGGGCUGGCAUUCUCAGCGGUUUCUUGGCAAUGGGGAGAGUAGCGGCCCCAUCAUCAAGGUUCCCCUGAUCUCUCUAAAUCGGGCAAACCAAAGGGCUGUGAGCCCCUUCCUCUUCACUGAUUUCCUCCCUUUCCCCCACCCCCCCCGGUUGACCUUCUGCAGGACAAGAGCCCAGCUUCUCUCCCAAGGCGCGACAAGCAUCUCAAAAGCAUCGGUAAAUGAGCCUCAUUCAUGCCUUGUUCUUGUUUCUUUCCCCCCUUUAGAAAGGACAAUCUAAGUGGGCCCCACGAGAGAGUUCAGGUGUAUUUAAGCGGAAGAAACCUUCGCAUGUGGAGAGCGCCGUGAAAUCUGCGAGGGUCAAAGUUGCUAAGCCGCAGUGAGAUCCUAACCCCGUCCCUGAUUGUCUUCAUCUUUUCAUCCUUUUUUUUUAUCUUUUUAUUCUCGGACAGGUUGCCCAUCUGAUUAAAAAGUAUAUAUUUUUUUGGGUUUCUGAAUUGUGGGUUUUUUCUUGGUAGAAUGGAUAGCAUGGUCGUCGAUGUUGGGGACCCCGCUGACUGGGUGAAGAUCAAUGUCCGGCGAACUGUAAGUCAACUCUCAUUCUUCAGCCUUUUUCUAUUUAAAGUCAACGCUUAGAUCUGGGUAAUAUUCGAAUAUUAUGGUACUUCUGUUUUGGAUACAGAAAGACUGCUUUGAGAUCUAUGCUCUGGUUCCCGGCCUUCUCCGUGAGGAGGUGAUAAAACCCCGAAGUAUUUCCGUUUUUUCAAUAAUUCAUAUUGGGUCUUAAUCAGGGAAAGACUUUUUUCCCUCAUUUGACUUUUUGCCGAUCUCUCGGGUUCAUCAGGUUCAUGUCCAGUCGGACCCAGCUGGCCGCUUGGUGGUUUCUGGUCAACCCGAGCAGCCAGAUAACCCGUGGGGGGUCACCCCUUUCAAAAAGGUACGAUCUUUGGCCCCGCCCCCCCCUCAAUGCCUCUUUUUUUGAGUUGAUUUGUUCCUCGAAUGCCCGUAUAAUUAGAAAAAACCAUGAACAAACCCUGCAGGUCAUCACCUUGCCCUCUCGGAUUGACCCACACCAGACAUCCGCUGUGGUCACCUUGCAUGGUCAGCUGUUCAUCCGGGCUCCGUUCGAGCAGUAG
Spirodela intermedia is the source of this 5811-nucleotide messenger RNA. Lineage: Eukaryota; Viridiplantae; Streptophyta; Magnoliopsida; Alismatales; Araceae. The record is from the annotation of a GenBank genome assembly.